Punctularia strigosozonata HHB-11173 SS5 is the source of this 660-nucleotide messenger RNA. RefSeq lists its product as uncharacterized. Lineage: Eukaryota; Fungi; Basidiomycota; Agaricomycetes; Corticiales; Punctulariaceae. The record is from RefSeq and is a predicted model, not a curated record. The transcript has 8 exons. The coding region runs from base 1 to 660 and encodes 219 amino acids.
AUGUCGCUCGGAUUUCUCGCGUACAUCACACUCGCGUUCCUGUGCCAGAACGUAUACGCGCAAACAUGGUACUUCCUGCGCUACCAAACUCCCUCAGGCGCAGCAUUUACCCACCUGAGUGGAAAUAUGAUUGCACCCACGCUUCCUGAAGCCGCAACUUACUAUCUCUGGCCGGGGCUGCAGCCCCCGGACAAUUCGGGUGUCCUGCAACAGGUUCUUGAUGGACGAAGCGGGACAUGGUGGAUCGGAAGCGGUUGGUGCUGCUCGAACCCGAGUUUGGCCUGGGGAAGCGGUUUCAAUGUCGCCGCCGGUACCACGAUCGCCUUCUCCAAUGACGACUCCAACCGAGAUGGUACAUGGGACACCAGCCUCUCGGACAGCAGCAGUUCUGCCACCGGCUCCUUCGACCUUUAUUCCACAAGGUCUAUGAAUCAGGCUAUUUUUGCCAUCGAGCUUUAUGAUGUGAGUUGGAACUUCGGAAAGCUGACCUUCACCGACGUCGUCAUGGUCGCCAACACUACUUCCACGUCCUGGUGCACGAACGGGCCGUCCAAUUACAACAACGCCGCGGUCGUCCAGAUCGCGACGCCCACGGUUACGGUCAGUGGCGCGUCGAGCACCUGUUCCGUCAGUAGCAUCGUGCUCGUGAGCCCCGCCUGA